AAAUUAAUUUUGAAAAAGGUGAAGUGCAUAAGGCCUGUGUCUGUGAAACAGCAACGAGAGCGGGAACGAGUUGCGUACACCUCACAUCAUCCUCCUCCUCCUCCUCCUCUACCUCUACAUAAGCGCCCUCGCAUCACAUUCUUUGCAGACUCAACAAGCAUUCAUUUCAUUUCACUCACUCACUCUUCGUUUCGUUUCUCUUUCUCACUCUAGAUCUGUGUUUCUCUCUCCAACCUUCGUUUCACCACACUUCCAUCACUUGUCGAGUGUAGAAAUGGCUCCACCAAUUGAGACCCCAACCAAGGUUUCCAGCUAUCAGCACUCCCCAAACCCUCGUCUUAACGAGAGGAUUCUUUCAUCCAUUUCCAGGAAACAUGUUGCUGCUCACCCGUGGCAUGAUCUUGAGAUAGGACCUGAAGCUCCAAAGAUCUUCAACUGUGUGGUUGAAAUUGGGAAAGGAAGUAAGGUGAAAUAUGAACUUGACAAAAGAACUGGUCUUAUUAUGGUUGAUCGUAUCCUUUACUCAUCGGUUGUGUAUCCUCACAACUAUGGGUUUAUCCCACGUACUAUUUGUGAGGAUGGUGAUCCCAUGGAUGUCUUGGUUAUCAUGCAGGAGCCAGUUCUUCCAGGUUGCUUUCUACGGGCCAAAGCUAUUGGACUCAUGCCUAUGAUUGAUCAGGGUGAGAAAGAUGACAAGAUAAUUGCUGUCUGUGCUGAUGAUCCUGAGUAUAGGCAUUACAAUGAUAUCAAGGACCUUCCUCCUCACCGUUUAGCUGAAAUUCGUCGUUUCUUUGAAGAUUACAAGAAGAAUGAGAACAAGGAAGUUGCAGUGAACGACUUUCUUCCUGCUUCAGCUGCCUAUGAAGCUAUCAAGCAUUCCAUGACCUUAUAUGCGGAAUACGUUGUGGAGAACUUGAGGCGGUAGAGCUUGGAAUUUUGUUAGGUUGUGAAGACAUACAUGCUUUCAAAGGCUGCUAUUAUAAUUGCGAUUAUGACGAUAAGAAAACCUUUCUAUCCUUGUCGCGUGUGCAUUUGGUCUCAGGGCUGGCAACAUGCAUAUUCUGCACAUGUGCUUAAUUUUGAGUGAAUGAUUUUUAUUUAUUUAUUAAUAUCAAAGUUUUAAUGUUGUAGCUCAAUCUACCAAAUAUUUGGAGCAUAUGGGAUUCCUAUAUAUCUUAUAUAUAUACAUAAAACAUUUUUACAACAAUUAUUAGUACCAUGUUUUCUGUGCUUA
Glycine soja is the source of this 1234-nucleotide messenger RNA. Its product is annotated as soluble inorganic pyrophosphatase 4. The transcript is spliced from 9 exons. Gene Ontology annotation, molecular function: magnesium ion binding; inorganic diphosphate phosphatase activity. The coding region runs from base 275 to 925 and encodes 216 amino acids. NCBI's taxonomy places the organism in Eukaryota, Viridiplantae, Streptophyta, Magnoliopsida, Fabales, Fabaceae. Gene Ontology annotation, cellular component: cytoplasm. The record is from RefSeq and is a predicted model, not a curated record. Gene Ontology annotation, biological process: phosphate-containing compound metabolic process.